AUGCCAUCUUUCGACGAGUCCAAAGCGUACGCCAAUCAAGAAGAGACCUUUUUUGAUGAUGGCCGAGAAGAAGAGCUCGUCAAGUUCAUCACGAGCAAACCGGAACUACGUGGGUCUCCACGCGCUGUUCUCAAAGGAAUUGAUGAGUAUGCAAGAACCAAAAAGUACUUGAUGAAUGUUGGAGAAGAUAAGGGAAGGAUUGUGGUUGACAUAAUCCGAGAGAGGAAACCGAAAGUCAUGGUCGAGCUCGGAGGAUACUGUGGUUACUCGACGAUUCUAUUCGCUGACGCCGUUGAUGGCCAGUACUUCUCGUUGGAGAGAAGUCCCAAGUUCGCAAAGAAUAUCAAAGCUUUGGUGGACUUUGCGGGGUUGAAGAAUGUUGAGAUUAUCGUUGGACCAAGCAAUGAAGGCCUUCAACAAUUGUACGACAGAGGCUUGAAGAGCAUUGACAUGAUGUUCUUGGAUCAUUACAAGCCAGCAUAUACAACAGACCUGAAGCUUUGCGAAUCGUUGGGAAUGAUCAACAAAGGGACUAUUCUCGCUGCUGAUAAUGUUAUUAGCCCUGGAAACCCUCCGUAUUUGAAAUAUGUCAGGAGCAGCGUGAAGGAGAAAAGGAUGGCACUGACUCAGGAGACCACCGAUACGGAGAACUUUCCAGGGAGGUCGGCAGCACAGUACGGAAGUAUUGAGAAGCUGGACAAGGUGAAGGGAAAUCCGAAUAUAAUCUACAAGAGUGAAUUGGUUGAGAGUUGGGAGCCUACGGGCGUCAAGGAUGGAGUGGAACUUACGAAGUGUUUAGGAGUGGAUGAGGAAGCGUAG
Molecule: messenger RNA, 819 nt
Organism: Mollisia scopiformis
Lineage: Eukaryota; Fungi; Ascomycota; Leotiomycetes; Helotiales; Mollisiaceae
Product: S-adenosyl-L-methionine-dependent methyltransferase
Exons: 3
Coding region: 1-819 (272 amino acids)
Molecular function (GO): O-methyltransferase activity
Source: RefSeq, a predicted model, not a curated record